AUGGGCACAGGCGAGCAGGAUGUGGAUGACGGGCUCGUGACGCAGUUGUGCCAUCGAUACUAUCAGGGACUGUACUAUACACAGAUCCAGGAGUCUCUGUUGGUCGUGCUGAAUCCGUUCCGUCCUGCCAUUGAUGUGAACAGCGAAGACAUCCUGCGUGCCUACCGCCGUGAAUUUCGCAACACGCGCAUCACUCAGCAUCAUGCGCCGCUUCCGCCACACAUAUUCCGUCUUGCUCAUAAUGCGUACUUUUACAUGCAGCGUACGGGACAGGACCAGUGUCUGUUCUUUUUGGGCGAGACGGCGAGUGGCAAAACAGAGACACGUCGCCUUGCCGCACAUGCUCUGACUGGACUCGGUGCAGCGCUGCCUGGAAAGCGCGGGGCUCGUCUUUCUUUUCAGCUCCCUGCUGCUCUUUACGCCCUUGAAUGCAUGGGCCGCGUCGUGACGGACGAGAACGACCAGGCAUCCAGUAUGGCUCUGUACACAGAGCUGCAAUUCAGCCAGAAUGGCCGGCUCGUGGGCUUCAAAAUGCUCAAUUACUUCCUGGAGAGUGCUCGAGCCACUGUCCAGUGGGACACGACGUCAACAUUUCACGUAUUUCAUUUGCUAGUGCAUGGCGCCAGUGCUGAGCACGCGCGGCGCUGGCAAAUCAUGCAAGAUACCUCAUUCCGUCUCCUCGAGCAUGUCCAUGACGCGAAAUCGAUGCAGGUGAACACUGAUGCCAAAUUUUCGUUGUGGCUCGACGCGCUGUCACAGCUUGGCAUCACAGCCUCGCAAUGCGACGCGUUGCUUGACGUGCUUGCCGCACUUCUUCACCUCAGUAACAUCGAUUUCGUGCAAGACGAUGGACCCCUUUGCCCUGCCCGUGUUGCGUCAGAAGAGCCUUUGUAUAUUGCCGCAGCGCUCUUGGGCGUUGGUGCGUCGUCGCUGGCUAAUGCCUUGACACAUCAUACACGCGCGGUCAACGGACAGCUAUGUACGGCCCUGCUGGACCGUGAACAUGCAACGAAAAGCCGCGACCGACUUAUGCGUAUGCUGUAUUCCCAAGUAUUUGCGUGGGUCAAUGAGCAUAUCAACUCGUGCUUCUCGCACGAGCAUUUCGACACGUAUAUUGGCCUCAUGGACUUGCCUGGUUGGCGAAAUCGCGUGCGAAACAACCUUGAUGCUAUGGCCAUCAAUUUUGCCUUUGACCUUGUGCAUCGCCACCUGACACACGUCAUGUGCGAUCGCCGCAUUGGCGAGAUGGACCAUGAAGGUCUAUCGCAUCUUGCCCCAUUACCGUCCGCCACAGACGAAUCGAGUUUAUUGCGUUUAUUUACGCACUUCCCUGGAGGUCUUAUUCACAUCAUGGACGAUCAGACACGUCGUCGACCUCGCAAAAACUCGCGUACGAUGGUCGAUGCGAUGCAGCGCCGGUGGGUAAAUCACCGCGCCCUCAAAAUCGAUCCCCCCGAUCACCUUGGUCCUCAGGCGUUUACGGUCAAGCACUUUCACGGCCAUGUGACGUAUGACCCUCAUUCAUGGCUCGAACAGAACGAUGCUUCGUACGCUUUGGAACAUGUGAGCCUGUUUCGAGGGUCGUCACAUACGCGACAAAGCACAUUUGGAUCCUCCAAUGCAUUUGUACGUGGCUUGUUUCGGCAUGUGUCGCAGGAUGCGCAGACUCAUCCUCGUCCGAUGCGAGCGCCUAGUGGCAAGCGCUUGAUGCGCCAGCGUACGCUUCGUGCAGCCACAUCGCGGAAUCCAGAUGAUGACGAUAACGUGUACGGCAGUGCCCUGCAAGAGACCGCAGCAUCCGCUUCAAGUGACGACGGCGCACCGUGUGUACUGGGCGAAUUUUCUGCAUCUUUGAAUACAUUGCUGGAUAUCGUCGACGAGGCUAAAGCGUACUUUGUUUUUUGUGUGCGUCCGAACGCUAAUGGCCUUGCCAAUCAGUGCGAGCCACGCAUGGUGCAGCGUCAAGUACAUGCCUUCGAUAUGUCGCGUUUCUGUUCCAGCCGCCUAAACGACUACAGUGUCACCCUUACCUUCAACGAAUUCUGUGACAGGUACGGGAUUCUGCCUGCUUUUGAAUCCCUGCACAUGCUCGGAGCGCCGGCCGCCGAGAGCAAAAUGCGCGUGAGUGAUGCGUGCGCUUACAUGAAUUGGACGGACGCACACGUCACGAUUGGUAUGCAUAAGGUGUUUUUGUCACAUGCCGUAUUUCGUGAGCUCGAAGACGAGCUGCGCGCGCGUGAUACUGAAGAGAUGCAGUACCAGCUUCGUAAGUCGCAGGCGGACGACGAAGACGCGAAGAACCAGUUGAUCGAUCCAUACUCGCCUUAUGCGGACAUGGCCGCCAUGAACGAGAUUCUUGUAAACCCACAUGAGGAGUAUACGCCACCCGCUGCGUAUUCGUCAUGGGGUGAAUACGAUGAUGACGAGACGCGCGGUCUGAUGGAGGGUCAAUUGCCCGACGAGGAGCUGCUGGACGAUGCAAAGGAUGCCGGUCCAGGUGAAUGUGCGCCGCCUACAGGCGAAACGGUCACAGAGCGCUUACAAGUGUCGAACGAGCGCCGCUUGUGGGUAGCCACAACUUGGUUGUUGACGUUCUGGAUCCCAUCGUUUGUGCUUAAGCGAUUCAAAUGGUCUAAGCGCUCCGAUGUACGAAUGGCGUGGCGCGAGAAGUUAGCGAUCAAUAUGCUAAUUUGGUUCGUAUGUGCAGCAUCGAUCUUUGUGAUUGUGUUCCUAGGCAACGUCAUUUGUCCGAAAGAGCAUUUGUACAGUACAGGUGAGCUGUCAGGUCAUAAAGGCAAAGACGCAUUUACCGCGGUCCGUGGCGAAGUGUUCAACCUGAACGGUAUUAUCGAUGCUCAUCUCAGUAUGAUCCCCAUCAUUUCGCGCAAGGUGCUCAUGCAGUACGCGGGUCAAGAUGCGACAUCUAUUUUCCCUGUGCAGGUCAACGCGCUGUGCAACGGUCCGAAUGGACCCAUUUCGCAAUGGGUCACGAUGGACAGUUCAAACAGCACGGACCCGAACGCGAAGUACCAUGACUUUCGGGCAUACCGUGCCACCGAUGUGCGCCCCGACUGGUACUACGAGCAGAUGUGGUACAUGCGCAAUCGGUACCGUGUGGGAUUCAUCGGAUAUACCCCCAAAGAAAUCGAGCACAUGAAGGAAGAUGGUCGGACGCUCGGCAUCUAUGAUAAGUACAUUUACGACUUAACGGCAUACAUCGGACAAGGUAAUCAGGGCGGCUACCGCAUGCCCCAAGGCGUGGCUCCACCGCCCAACUUAAACCGCACCAUACUGGCGCAGGACGUGGUCGAUCUUAUGGCGCGAAAUCCCGGGAAGGACAUCAAGGACCAAUUUGACAAGCUCCGUCUCGACUCUCGCGUACUGGAUCAGCAGCGCGUGUGUCUGCGAAAUCUCUUUUUCAUUGGUAAGGUCGAUGAACGCAACUCGCCCCGAUGCACUUUUUCGAAGAACCUGCUGCUGGCCCUGUCGAUUGUGAUGGUGGCCACCGUGGGUUUUAAAUUUUUCGCCGCUCUGCAGUUUGUACGAUCGUCACCCCCAGAAGAGCACGAAAAGUUUGUCGUGUGUCAGGUCCCAUGUUACACGGAAGGCACCGAAUCGAUUCGCAAGACGGUCAAUUCGAUCGCACGACUGCGGUACGACGACCGACGCAAGUUGAUUUUUGUCAUUUGCGACGGAAAUAUUAUGGGCGCCGGUAAUGACAAGCCCACGCCACAGCUCGUGCUCGAGAUGCUCGGUGCUGAUCCCGAUGCUCACAGUGAACCGCGCAGUUUUGUGUCAUUGGGACAAGGUGCUAAGCAGCACAAUAUGGCGCGCGUGUACAGCGGACUAUAUGAACACGCUGGCCACCUUGUGCCGUACCUUGUCGUCGUCAAGUGCGGCACGCCACAAGAAACUGCUCGACCUGGCAAUCGUGGCAAACGCGAUUCACAGCUUGUAUUGAUGCGCUUCUUCAACAAAGUGCACUUUGGCUCACCCAUGAGUCCCCUGGAGCUCGAGAUGUACCACCACAUUAAAAAUAUUAUCGGAGUGAAUCCCAGCUUUUACGAAUACCUGUUGCAAGUUGAUGCUGACACAGAGGUCGAGUCCAGUGCAUUAGCCCGUCUUAUUGCUGCUUUUGUGCGCGACAAAAAGGUAAUUGGGCUUUGUGGCGAGACAGCCAUUUCAAACGAGUACCAGAGCAUCACGACCAUGCUUCAAGUAUAUGAAUACUAUAUCUCACACUACCUCGUCAAGGCAUUCGAGAGCUUAUUUGGCUCUAUUACGUGCUUGCCUGGUUGUUUCUCCAUGUUUCGGUUCCGCACGCCCGACACGCAACGGCCGUUACUGGUUUCGAACGCCGUUGUCGACGACUACGCGGAAAAUCGCGUGGAUACAUUGCACCUAAAAAAUCUGCUGUACCUCGGUGAAGAUCGAUACUUGACUACGCUUGUGCUCAAGCACUUUCCGGACCACAAGACACAGUUUGUGCAGCAUGCUAAAAGCUUGACAUUGGCGCCAGAUAGCUGGAAAGUGCUUUUGUCUCAGCGUCGUCGCUGGAUCAAUUCGACGGUGCACAACCUCGUCGAGCUGCUCAAGACACCGCAGUUGUGUGGUUUUUGCUUGUUCUCGAUGCGCUUUAUCGUGCUUAUCGAUCUGCUAUCAACCAUCAUCGCACCCGUCACGAUCGGGUACCUCGUGUACCUCGUCGUUGUCGUCGCUGUGGAUGGCGGCACCAUUCCCAUGACUUCAGUCAUUUUGCUUGUCGCUAUAUACGGCCUACAAGCCGUCAUAUUUUUGCUUCAUCGCCGUUUUGACAUGAUUGGCUGGAUGAUCGUAUACAUUCUUGGUCUGCCGCUGUGGUCGCUGAUUCUUCCGCUGUAUUCCUUCUGGCACAUGGACGACUUUUCAUGGGGAAAUACGCGUAUCGUGACGGGAGAGCACGGUGAAAAGCUGCUAGUGCACCAAGAGGGCUCCUUUGAUGCGAAGGAAAUUCCGCACAGGACAUGGGAAGAUUACGAAAAUGAGCUGUGGACUCACCGCAAUACCGAUGAGGCACCACAGGUGUUGCGUGAGCCGUCACCUACUAUUUUAUCCCACGACAUUGCAUCGACGAUGAAGGCAUGGCCAAAUGUGGCAGAAGAUGCGACGAGCCUGAUAGACGAUGCCGGUGGUAAAUAUGCCAGUGGAGUCAGCACCAUGGACGAAAGUGGUCUCGCUUGGCCCGAUGGAGACCUGCCGAUGCAGCCUACGCACACAGAGUCGGCAGCAAGAGAGGCUCCGCUUGAUUCGCGGCCCGCAGGACGCCUGCCGCCAAACGAAAUCAUUCGCCUUGACAUCCGCCGUAUCAUUGCGUCGAGUGAUCUCACGACAAUCACGAAACGACAAUUGCGGGCUCAAUUGCAGGACAUGUAUGGAUGCCCGAUCGACGAAAAGAAGGCUUACAUCAACACGCAGAUUGAAGCUGCGCUCCGAGAUAUGUAG
Molecule: messenger RNA, 5481 nt
Organism: Malassezia restricta
Lineage: Eukaryota; Fungi; Basidiomycota; Malasseziomycetes; Malasseziales; Malasseziaceae
Product: chitin synthase
Exons: 1
Coding region: 1-5481 (1826 amino acids)
Cellular component (GO): myosin complex; cell periphery; cell septum
Molecular function (GO): ATP binding; chitin synthase activity; cytoskeletal motor activity
Source: RefSeq, a predicted model, not a curated record